Nomia melanderi (Alkali bee) is the source of this 2178-nucleotide messenger RNA. RefSeq names its product tubulin epsilon chain. Gene Ontology annotation, cellular component: microtubule. The record is from RefSeq and is a predicted model, not a curated record. Gene Ontology annotation, biological process: microtubule-based process. Gene Ontology annotation, molecular function: GTP binding. NCBI's taxonomy places the organism in Eukaryota, Metazoa, Arthropoda, Insecta, Hymenoptera, Halictidae.
AUAGGUUAGAACGACUUACUUGAAUCCUCGGUUGGUGCGGAUUCCGUGUAAAGGAAAUUACAGAGAAGUAAAAUUGUAGUUGCAAUUAACGGAUAAACUAAUGUUCGACACAUGUUAUUAAUCCUACAAUGUAUCAACCACUCUAGACAUCAACUCGAUCACCGCGAACGCACAUUACAACCGUAACAUCGUGAAUUUGCCGUUUAGCCGUUUGAAAUUCGAGUGUCGAUAUAUUCGUAUAGGUGUGUGUACCGUAUGCUAUAUCGAACGUCAUAGCGAUUAAUCUCGUUACACGUAGCGUCAUCUACGUUAGAACACGCGGUAGGACAGAUUCGGUUUAGAAGAAAUUCAGUGCCAGUCGAAAUACAAUGGACAGUUGUAAACAGUAAUUCGUAUUUACCGGUGGCAGUGUAGCGACAUAUUUGUCUUCUCUAUAAAGUUUCAUAGAAUUUUAACGAAACGAUUAUCCGAAGCUGUACGGUGACGCCAUCUGCAACACCUUCGAAACUCGAGAACGUUACAAACUUCACGUAAAACCAAACCGAAAAGUAGCGGGAGACUUGUUUGUAGUUUCGAAAACAACUCGUUUCCUUGCAGACAGCAGACACGAGUAAAGGACAAAGAAAUCGUCCGAGAUAUUCGUCCAACUGAUCGAUGAGUGAAUUCAUCACGGUGCAAGUUGGACAAUGUGGAAACCAAAUUGGUUCUGCAUUUUGGCCUCUGGUUUUACACGAAUAUGGUGUGCAGUCUGCAAGUACUGGCACAAAUUUUCUCAAGAUCCAACGUAAUUAUGGUAAAAAGGCGGAUGAUCUGUUGGACGCGAUUCAUAGUUUCUUCGUUGUACCCGAUAAUCUGUACAAUUUCUGCUUCAAGAGUAUGGCCGACCUAAAAAAGGCUAAAGUUAAAGCCCGGGCGGUAUUGAUAGAUAUGGAAGACAAUGUGAUAGCAGGAUUAAAAAGAGGCCCUUUGGGUCACUUGUACGAACAGGCUUGCACGAUAACAAACUAUCCAGGAUCCGCGAACAAUUGGGCUAUCGGGUAUCACGAUCAUGGUACAAAAUACCAUGAUAACGUGGAGAACGCUGUCAGGCGUGCGGUAGAGAAAUGUUCUAGUCUGCACGGUUUCUUGUGCGUGCAUUCGCUAGGAGGUGGUACCGGUUCUGGAUUAGGAACGGCCACUUUGAAAUUAUUAGCCGAUUACUAUCCCAAUGUAGACAGGUUGGUAUCUUGCGUAUAUCCAAUGUUAACGCAAGACGUCGUUACCGCUCCGUACAAUGCUCUACUGGCGACGCGAGAACUCUUGGAGCAUGCAACAUGCGUAUUUCCAGUCGACAACGCGUCUCUAAUGGACAUAUGCGCGUUGCAAAUGAAGAAAAAAGAGAACGCGGAUCAGAUAAAUUAUAAUGUUUCCUGCAGGCCGUUCCAAGAUAUGAACAGUAUCGUCGUGAAUAUGCUUCUUCAUCUAACUAGCGGGUCUAGAUUCCCUGGUAAUUUAAACAUGGAUAUGAACGAAAUAGCAACGAAUCUUGUUCCAUACCCCAGGUUACAUUAUAUAUAUAGCAGCGUUAGUCCGAUAGAUUUAACCGCAUCGAUAACGUACACGGCGCAAGAAGCAAAGUUGCAAGACGAACUGUUCAGCAACGCGUGGUCCAGAAACAAUCGUUUGAUUAAAGUAGACCCAUUGCAGCCGAACGGCGUAAUUCUAAGCAGUGCGCACAUCGCAAGGGGGAAUUGUUCUAUGACAGAUCUAAAGCGGAACAUCGAAAGAUUUCGAGGGAAGAUGAAGUUUACGAUAUGGAGCGAAGAAGCUGCGAAAGUAGGGUUGUGCUCCGUACCACCGGCCGGACAUUCGGCUUCAGUUUUGUGUCUGUUAAAUUGUUCCGCGAUGUCAGGACUGUUUCGGAAUGUUCUAGAAGAAUUUAGCAGAUUGUACAGGAGGAAGGCACAUGUCCAUCACUAUACGCAAGUUGAGGGUUUCGAUGAAGCAGAUUUUCGGAAUGGCACAGAGUCGAUUAGAGACUCGAUCGCACAGUACAGGGAGUUGGAGAAUCCGAAGCGAACAGAUGUCCCUAGACUACAGGUAAUUUAACAACGCGUUAUCGCGACGUAACGAAACAUUGAAAAAUACGGAUUUAUUGGGCUCAUUUGAUUUAUACAGUUGAGAGGCAGAAAUAUUUGA